This is a messenger RNA of Darwinula stevensoni, 2913 nucleotides long. NCBI's taxonomy places the organism in Eukaryota, Metazoa, Arthropoda, Ostracoda, Podocopida, Darwinulidae. The record is from the annotation of a GenBank genome assembly.
AUGGGAAGUCGAUCCUGGUGUAAACCCAUCGGUGGGUUGCCGGGAGACGAAUUAACGGCUGGAAGACCAAGGCUUCUUUCGUGCCCAGCACACGCCAUUGGGACUCCACAGCGCGAGGAACGUUUGACACGUUGCUGCGAUGAGUUACCAGGGGAACCGCCGCCGGCGAUGGCCUUCCCAGGCGAUUCAGACGCGACUGGCAGGGGAAAGGAGUUGAUAGACUAUUUCAUGAGCAAUCCGAAGACCCAGAACAUUAGGAUCGAGCAACAAGACAGCGUGGAUUAUCCGGAAAUCACGGUGUGCCCCGGAACCACCUGGAAUUACACUGCGUUGAAGCUCUACAACCUGACCACAGAUUUCAUUUUUGGCAUCCAAUCUUUUGACUCGUUGGAAUUGUUAAACAUGACCUUUUCGGAAGCUCUGGAUUUCUUUACUUUGAAGGACUUUUUUGGCAUUGGAAAGGAGUUGAUAGACUAUUUCAUGAGCAAUCCGAAGACCCAGAACAUUAGGAUCGAGCAACAAGAGAGCGUGGAUUAUCCGGAAAUCACGGUGUGCCCCGGAACCACCUGGAAUUACACUGCGUUGAAGCUCUACAACCUGACCACAGAUUUCAUUUUUGGCAUCCAAUCUUUUGACUCGUUGGAAUUGUUAAACAUGACCUUUUCGGAAGCUCUGGAUUUCUUUACUUUGAAGGACUUUUUUGGCAUUGUGAGUUCCUGCGUCAUCCCAAGCUUUAGCUGGAGUGCAUUAAUCCCCACGGAUUGUUUUAAUGGUUUCGGCUGGAUCUCGGUCAAUGGCACAUGGUUAUACGAGACGGAGGCGGGACAAUGGAGAGAGACUCGAAUCCUGGAUUAUGCUCUUGGUUGGCCCCUGAAAGUUUGCUACACUUUUCAAGCUCAUAGGGUCUCGAUGAGGAUUCCCUCUACUUCUCCUGUCAUGGAACUCGUCUUGAAUUUCCAAGACUUCGAUCCCAAAGAUGACACCAGGGCAUUCUACGAGAUUCGCAUAGACUCGCAAGAAGACCCGUUCACCAUAGCGAGAAAUGUCAUAUCUUCUCCUGUCUGUAAAUGGGAGAGCUUCCCAUUGUCAAUGUACAACUCAAAUAAGGAGUUCAUGAUAUCAAAGAACGGAAGUCCUCCUUUCACGUUACCUCUACUCUACUACGAUUACCAGAAGUGCUUGGAAUCGGCUCUAACGGAGGAGUUCUUGAAGGAAGCCCCAUGUGUCCUGCCUUCAAUCCUACCAAACUCACCUGAUGCGAAGCCCCGGUGCAACACCUCUGAGGAGGAAAAGCGUGCCUUUGACCACUAUGGCAAAACGCAGUACUAUUUCAAUCCUGGAUGUCCGAGGAGAUGCAAGAGGGCGACGUAUUCUGUGACUCCAUUGCAGUUGAUGACAAAUAACUGGGUCUCAACCUACCUGACGGAUCGUAAAUCGCAAGUAGUCGGGAUCCAGUUCAACAUACCAACCGCCGAGGUGGAAACAGUGGAAGAGCAGGAGCUGACAUCGCUACCCCAGUUCCUCUCAGACUUCGGUGGGAUGGUCGGGCUCUAUCUGGGUUUCUCUAUUCUCGGUUUUUAUGAGUGCUUGGAAGCUCUCGUCGUUUGGAUCAAGUUCAGAUUCUUCAGUGGUCGAAGUCGACCUGCGAAAGGGCUGUUCGACUACUUCACGAGCAACCCAUUGGCCCAGAACAUACGUAUCGAAGGACGAGCCAGCGCGGAUUUUCCUGAAAUCACGGUGUGUCCCGGUGUCACGUGGAAUUACACCGCACUCAAGCUCCUUGGCCUGACCCUGGAUGAAGCUCAUUACUAUAUUUGGAGUGGUUCGGUUCAGAAGUACUUGAACAUGAGCUUCUUGGAAGCGCUGGAUUUCUUUUCGAUGAAAGACUUCACUAAAAUCGUUACCGACUGUACUAUCUAUCCCCAUAAAUGUUCUUUAUUUUAUGAUACUGAUUGGACCUGGAUAAACGGUAGUCGAGUGUACCAGACCGAUGCGGGAUACUGGAGAGAAUCGCGGAUCCUGAAUUCGCCCUAUGAUUGGCCAAUGAAAGUUUGCUACUCCUUCCAUGCUAAUUCGAUGCUUCGAAUGGCACUUCCUUCCACGUCCUCUGUCAUGGACCUCACCUUGAAUUUUAAAGACUUCGAUCCCGAGUAUAUUCUCAAGAGGUCCUUCGGAACCUUCUACGAGAUUCGCAUAGACUCGCAGGAGGAUCCGUUCACAGCAGUGAGGAAUGUCACAUCUUCGGGGCAGACUUUUUUCCUCUCGACUGGAAGCAGUUACAUGCUGAGUCUGUCCCUGACGUACUACAAUUUCUUGCCUUCUGGAGGGAAGUGCAAUGCUGAUGAGAACUACGACUAUCAAAAGGUAAUUGGGGAUAACCAUCUCAUCCUCCAGUUCCAAACCAUUUCUAGAGAGGUGAUCUCGCAUUUACGAAUCGAUGAUCCGCAGUGCUUGGAAACGGCACUAACGGAGAACUUCUUGAAGGAAGGCCCAUGUGCGAAGCCUUCAGUGUUACCAAGUACACAACACCUGGCAGACAUGAAGCCCCAGUGCAACACCUCCGAGGACGAAAAGAAUUUGUUCAACUACUACAACGAUGUGCAGCAUUCUUACGAUCCUGGGUGUUUGAGGAAAUGCAGGAGGACGACGUAUAAGGUGAUCCCAUUCCAAGAGGCAGCCCUUCCUCCUAACACGCAGGGAGGUGUGAUCAGGUUGAACACCCCAAUAGCAGAAGCGGAGAUACUGGAAGAGCAGGAGCUAACAUCGCUGGUCCAGUUUCUCUCCGACUUCGGAGGGAUGAUCGGGCUCUAUCUGGGAUUCUCACUUCUCACGGUCUACGAAUUCUUCGAAGCGGUCGUCGUUUGGGUCAAGCCCCGAUUCUUUAAUGCCCAAGCGGGACUCGUUCAUCCAUAA